Culicoides brevitarsis is the source of this 7176-nucleotide messenger RNA. Its product is annotated as fatty acid synthase-like. The record is from RefSeq and is a predicted model, not a curated record. Gene Ontology annotation, biological process: fatty acid biosynthetic process. Bases 1 to 7176 code for a protein of 2391 amino acids. The transcript is spliced from 7 exons. Gene Ontology annotation, molecular function: phosphopantetheine binding; fatty acid synthase activity; oxidoreductase activity. NCBI's taxonomy places the organism in Eukaryota, Metazoa, Arthropoda, Insecta, Diptera, Ceratopogonidae.
AUGUCACGAGAAGCAAAGAAACCAAAAUUUUACAGUCGAACAACGCCAUUGACUCCGGGGGAUCAAGUUGUAAUAAGCGGAAUUUCAGGUCGUUAUCCAAAUUCUUAUAACAUUAAAGAGUUCGCACAUCGAUUGUACAAUAAAAUCGACUGUAUCGAUGAUGCAGAAACGCGUUGGUUGCAUAAAAAUGCCGAAAUUCCCAAACGGAUGGGAAAAAUUGAUGGUUUGGAGAAGUUUGAUGCGAACUUUUUUGGAGUUCAUUUCAAACAAGCCCAUUGCAUGGAUCCCCAAUGUCGUGUUUUAGUUGAAAUGGCUUAUCAAGCAGUUCUUGAUGCAGGAAUUAAUCCACAAACGAUCCGAGGAAGUCGCACAGGAGUCUUUAUGGGUGCUUGUUUUGCUGAAUCUGAGAAAACUUGGUUUUAUGAGAAGGUAUCUGCGGGAGGUUAUGGUAUUACGGGAUGUAGUCGUGCUAUGUUAGCGAAUCGUAUUUCAUUUACAAUGGAUUUGGAAGGUCCGAGUUUUUUAACUGAUACUGCCUGUUCGAGCAGUAUGUAUGCAUUGGAUUGUGCAUUUUCAGCCCUCAUGAGCGGAGAAUGCGACGCAGCUUUGGUUGGCGGAGCGAAUUUAUUGUUGCAUCCUUAUGUAACUUUGCAAUUUGCUCGUCUUGGGGUUUUAGCUCCUGAUGGUUAUUGUCGCGCUUUUGACGCCGAUGCAAGCGGAUAUACACGAUCUGAGGCUAUUUCUGUCAUUUUCUUGCAAAAAGCGAAAGAUGCAAAACGGGUUUAUGGUUCAUUACUUUACUCAAAGGCAAAUAAUGAUGGUUAUAAGGAAGAGGGAAUUACUUAUCCAGCGGGAAAAAUGCAACAAAAACUUUUGAAUGAGUUUUACGAUGAUUUGGGAGUCGAUCCGUCGACUGUAGAUUACGUCGAAGCUCAUUGCACGGGCACAAAAGCAGGCGAUCCCGAAGAAUGUGACGCUUUAGACAAAGUUUUCUGUGUUGGAAGGAAAGAACCGUUGCUUGUUGGUUCAGUUAAGUCGAAUAUGGGACACAGCGAAUCAACAUCGGGCGUUUGUUCGAUCACGAAAUGCAUUUUAGCGAUGGAAACGGAGCUCAUUCCGCCAAAUAUCCAUUUUAAACGCAUUCGCCCGGGCAUUACAGCACUCGAGGAAGGAAGAUUAAAGGUUGUCGAUGAAGUAACUCCGCUUCCGGGCGAUUUAAUUGCCGUUAAUUCAUUCGGUUUUGGAGGCGGAAAUGCUCAUGCCUUGUUACGAGCAAAUCCGAAACGUAAAAUAAAUCACGGAGCUCCGUUGGAUGAUCUUCCGCGACUUAUUGUAUGGUCUGGUAGAACAGAAGAUGCAGUUAAUACGGUAUUAGAUGAUUUUGAAACGAGACCUUUGGAUGCGGAAUAUUGUGCAUUAAUUCAUAGCACACAAUCUUCUUCAGUUCCUGCUUUGGUAUGGAAAGGAUAUGGACUUUAUUCGCAUAAAGAAGGCGAAAAUGCGCUUCGUUUGUCACGUGAAGUGCAAUAUCAUAGCGGAUUAAAACGCCCAAUUGUCUUUAUCUUCUCGGGGAUGGGAAGUCAAUGGAUUGGAAUGGGUACAGAUCUUAUGAGAAUCCCAAUUUUCCGUAAAGCGAUCGAUUUGUGUCAAAAAGUACUCGAACCAAAGGGAUUGGAUGUCAUUAAAAUCAUUACAUCGACUGAUCCAAGCACUUUUGAUAACAUUUUACAUUCGUUUGUGGGAAUUGCCGCCAUUCAAAUUGGGCUUGUUGACAUCCUGAAUGCUUUGAACAUCGUUCCUGAUUAUAUUAUUGGUCACAGUGUUGGAGAAUUGGGAUGCGGAUAUGCUGAUGGAUGUUUUACGGCUGAACAAAUGAUUUUGAGUGCUUAUUCUCGCGGUAUGGCAAGUAUCGAGUCGAAUGUUAUUCAUGGAACAAUGGCAGCAGUUGCUUUGGGUUAUAAAAAAAUCGUUAAAAUGCUUCCGCCGGGCAUUGAAGUUGCUUGUCACAACAGUUCGACAUCUUGUACACUUUCGGGACCCACAGAUUUGAUCGUAAAUUACGUGAAACAACUCACAGAUCAGAAAAUCUUCGCUCGUACAGUUCAAACAUCGAAUAUUCCGUAUCACAGCAGUUACAUAAAGGAAAUGGGACCAAAAUUACUUGCUCGCUUAAACGAAGUUAUUCCAAAUCCGAAGAAACGUUCGGCGAAAUGGUUAAGUAGCAGUGUUCCAAAAUCACAAUGGGACAAAGUAGAAAGUCAAUAUUGUUCGGCGGAAUAUCACACGAACAAUUUGUUGAGUCACGUGUUGUUUGAAGAAACUUCAGCACUUUUGCCAAGUAAUGCAUUGACCAUUGAAAUUGCUCCGCACGGAUUGAUGCAAGCGAUUUUGAAGAGAUCGAUGCCAACGGGAGUUCAUGUCGGCUUAACGCAACGAGGAAGUGAAGAAAAUACGAAAUAUUUCAUAAAUGCUCUUGGAAAAUUGUUUAUAAAUGGCAUCGACUUACCUUUGGAGAAGUUAUAUCCAGCAAUUGAAUAUCCAGUUUCGAGAGGAACGCCCAUGAUUUCGCAUUUGAUCAAAUGGGAUCAUUCGGAAGAUUGGUUUGUGACGAGAUAUGAUACUGUGAAACGUCAUAUUAGCGGAGAAAAGGUGUUUAGAGUCUCGUUACAGGAUCAGGAUUAUUUUUAUAUCUCAGGACAUUGCAUUGAUUCGAGAGUUUUGUUCCCUGCAACAGCGUAUUUGUUCUUAGUUUGGGACACUUUAGCAAUGAUGACAAAACGUUGGUAUGUCGAAGUCGAAGUUGAAUUCAGCGACGUGAAAUUCCUUCGUGCUACAAAUAUGUCAAACGACGAUAUUGACUUUAUCGUAAUGAUUCAACAUGGCACAGGUCGUUUCGAAAUUGCCGAAGGAAAAACUGCUCUCGUCACGGGUUACAUUCGCGAAGUAAAUAAUCCAAAAUUGGCUGAAAUUGAACCCGAAAUUGAUUCGACUUAUCCCGUUAUGCCAACAAGAGACUUUUACAAAGAACUCCGUUUACGAGGAUAUCAUUACAAAGAUCUCUUUAGACAAGUAAUUGAGGCACGAGGCGAUGGAUCUGGCGGAAAAGUGAAAUGGGAAGAUAAUUGGGUUGCUUUCAUGGAUUGUUUGUUGCAAAUUAGUAUCGUUGGAAAGGAUUCGCGUGCUUUGAUGUUGCCAACGGGAAUCGAAAGGAUGACAAUUAGCAACAAAAUUCACAAUCAAAUGUUGAAGGAAAUGGAUUUGGAGAAUGCUGUGUUCGAAAUUCAAAGUUCAAAGAGUUUGAACAUUGUUCGAAGCGGCGGCGUUGAAAUUAAAGGAAUUCAAGUCAUGCCUGUUUCGAGAAGACGACCUCCGGGAGAUCCAGUUUUAGAGAGAUAUGUCUUCAUGCCUCACUUACCAAGCCCAAAAUUGACAAAAGAAAAUGCCAUGAGAGUAAUUGUUCAACUUGGGUUAGAAAAUUCUCAAAUGACAACCGUUGUGAAGGCUGUCGAAGUCGAUGGCGGUGAAAAUUUCAAUCCCGUAAUUGAUGAAAUGUUCUUCGCAUUGGGAGAUUUGCCUCUAAUGACGCCAGAUUUGACAUUCUUAACAUCUCGAACACCCGAAAUUAACAACAUCAAAAUCGAAAAUGCUGAAAUUUCGUCGCAAUCAGGUUUAAUGUUCGCAAUUGUCACAAAUCUCUUACGAAACGAAGAAAAACUGAAUGUCAUCAAGAAAAGUUUGUCUGAAAAAGGUUUCAUUUUGUGUCGUGAAACGUCUCGUGUUCAAAUUUCUGACUUACCAAAGUUCAAGGAAUUCCAAAUUUUAUCCGUUAUUCCUUUGGAUGAUCAAACGUACGUUUUAUUGCAAGUCAAACCAAAAGUAGCUGAAAGUCAAGCGUCAAUUGUAAAAGUUUCAAGUCAAGAUACCGAAUAUUUGUGGGUAGGGGAAUUACAAAAUCUUAUGAGCAAAAACAAGGCUGUGAUAGUUGUAAGUGAAGAAUCGCAUUCAGGAGUUAUUGGAUUAGUGAAUUGCAUUCGGAAAGAACCAAAAGGACAGAAUGUGAGUUGUGUCUUUGUUGAUGAUCCAACCGCUUCGAAGUUCGAUGUUGACAAUCCAAUGUACAAAAAUCAACUGCAAUUGGGAUUAGCUAUUAAUGUUUUCAAAGAUGGACAAUGGGGAAGUUAUCGCCAUCUCCAACUCAUAACAGAACGUCAAACCAUCCAACGACGUGAUCAUUGUUACGCAAAUACUCUCACAAAAGCUGAUAUCUCUUCCCUCAGUUGGUUAACAGGACCUUACAACUACACUCGUCCCAAAAACGAGCUUGCUCGUGUUCGUUACGCUUCCCUCAAUUUCCGCGACGUCAUGUUAGCUUCAGGAAAACUCAAUGCAGAAGUACUCGAUUCAGGUCGUUUGGAUCAAGAAUGCGUUUUGGGCUUCGAAUAUUCAGGAAUUGCUGAAUCAGGACGUCGUAUCAUGGGAAUGGUAAUUUCCGGAGCAAUGGCAACGUAUGUCGAAACUGACGAUACUCUCACAUGGGAAGCUCCUUCGCAUUGGACUCUCGAACAAGCAGCUACAAUUCCCGUCGUUUACGGAACAGUUUAUUCGGCAUUCUUCAUAACGGCAAAAAUCCAAAAAGGAAAGAAAAUUUUGAUUCAUGCGGGAACAGGAGGAGUUGGUUUGGCGGCAAUAAGAGUUGCUUUAGCAUACGGAUUGGAUGUUUUCACAACAGUUUCAACGGAAGAGAAGAAACGAUAUUUGCUCGAAACUUAUCCUCAGUUGAAGGAAAAUCAAAUCGGAAAUUCGAGAAAUACAUCUUUUGAGGAUAUGAUAAUGACAAUAACAAAAGGAAGAGGAGUUGACUUUGUUUUGAAUUCAUUAUCUGAAGAUAAAUUACAAGCGUCAAUUAGAUGUUUAGGAAAAGGAGGCAAAUUUUUGGAAAUUGGCAAGUUUGAUAUGGCAAACGACUCGAAAAUUGGUCUUGGCAACUUUUUGAAGGAAAUUUCUUUCCAUGCUGUGCUUGUUGAUAAUCUUUUCAGAGCUGAUUUGGAACAAAAACGGUAUUUGUACGAAAUUGUCAACGCAGACAUUCGCAAUGGAAUUGUUCAACCCUUGAAAACUACAAUUUUCGAUGCAAAUGACGUUGAACAAGCAUUCCGUUACUUGGCAAGCGGAAAACACAUGGGAAAAGUACUUUUGAAGGUUCGUGAAAAGGAUGACGACUUAACAACACUUCCCAUAACUGUCACUCCUCGCGCAUAUUUCGAUCCAAAACUCACUUACAUCAUUUGCGGCGGUUUAGGAGGCUUCGGAUUAGAAUUAGCUGAUUGGCUUGUGAUUCGAGGCGCGCGAAAACUCAUGUUAAGCUCAUCACGAGGCAUCACAAAACCUUAUCAAUCAUAUCGCAUUCGAAUUUGGGAGUCAUAUGGCGUAAAAGUUGGAAUUUCAACUGCUGAUAUUACAACUCGCGAAGGUUGCGAACAACUUAUGAUGGAAUCUAUCAAAAUAGGGCAUGUUGGAGGUAUUUUCAAUCUUGCUGUUCAACUAAGAGACAGCAUCUUCGAGAAUCAAGAUGUAACAAAAUUCAAAGAAUGCAUGGCGCCAAAAGCUGUCGCAACGAAAUUCUUGGAUGAAGUUUCACGUAAAAUGUGUCCUCGAAUCCAUCAAUUUGUAAUUUUCUCAUCUGUUUCAUGCGGGCGUGGCAAUGCGGGACAAUCCAAUUACGGGAUGGCGAAUUCUGUGAUGGAACGAAUCAUCGAGAAGCGUCACGAAAACGGUUUGUGUGCAAAAGCAGUUCAAUGGGGUGCUGUUGGCGAAGUUGGUUUAGUUGCUGACAUGCAAGAAGAUAAAUUAGAUAUGGAAAUUGGAGGAACGUUACAACAACGUAUCUCCUCAUGCUUGCAGGAACUUGAUCCGUUGUUAACUGACGAAUAUCCGAUCGUUGCGAGUAUGGUAGUUGCUGAGAAACGACACAAAGGAGGCGCUGAAGCGACAGUUAUUGAUGCUGUGAUGAACAUUAUGGCAAUUCGCGACAUAAAAACGGUAUCUCUUGAUACAACGUUAUCCGAUUUGGGCAUGGAUUCGUUGAUGGCAGUCGAAAUUAAACAAACACUCGAACGCGAAUACGAAAUAAUGUUGACUCCGCAAGAUUUGCGUUCGAUGACGUUCCAACGAUUACAUGAAUUGGCAGCGGCGCGAAAAGAUCAAGAAAUGUCUGAAGAAAUUUUGGUUAAGGAAACUGUAGUUGACAUGAGAAUUGCGGGAGGUCAAGCAAUUCUCUUGAGAAAUUAUGGCGACGAAGAAACUGCUUACGAGAGAAUGUUGCGACUUCAUUCGAAGGAUGAGAAUAAUAAUUAUCACACAGCUGCGAUCAUCGUACCGGGCGUUGAAGGCGUUUGUGGAACAGCAUAUCGCACAUUAGCGUCUCAAUUAAACGCAUCAACGUUCAUCUUGCAACUCAUGGAUACAGCUGAGAUGACAAAUUUGGCAGAAAUCACAGAAACUGUCUUCAAUGAUGUUUAUCAAGUGUUCCAAAAUGUCGAAAACUUCUAUUUAAUCGGAUAUUCCUUUGGAGCUCUUUUAACUCUUGAACUUGCUCGAAUGCUCGAAGAACGCGGAAAACCAGGACAUGUUUUGAUCAUCGACGGAUCUCCUGCUUUCCUCAAACAAAUGGUUAUUGACUCGACAGCAAAGGGACAAACUGAUGCCGAUGUCGAAGAUACUAUCAUUCGCAUUGCCGUAAUGACUUUAUUCCCUGACGAUCACUCAGAAACGAUUAAAACGAUUCUCGCACUUCCAACUUGGGAUGAACGUGUUGAUAAACUCACGGAAUUGGCAAAACCGUAUCAUUCAUACUCCGACGAAUAUGCGAAAUUAAUGGCAAAUGCUCUUUUCACGCGAGUUAAAAUCGCUUUGCAUAACGACGUUACGAAGAUAAAACCAAUUCGAUCGGGAAUAACUCUCGUACGCCCAACAGAAAUGUCUGUAAUUGACAUCGAAGAAGAUUAUGGACUUGCUGCGUAUACAGAAGGCAAGUUUAACAUGAAAUUCUUGGAAGGAAAUCACAGUACAGUGAUCGAUAAUCCAAAAAUGGCGGUUAUUAUCAACGAAUCUGAUCCCGCAGCAACUUCCGAUAAGGAUUUCGUCAAGUCUGUUUUGCUUGAAUUGAAUGAAGGUUAA